This is a messenger RNA of Penicillium oxalicum, 204 nucleotides long. Its product is annotated as 60S ribosomal protein eL29. Gene Ontology annotation, molecular function: structural constituent of ribosome. NCBI's taxonomy places the organism in Eukaryota, Fungi, Ascomycota, Eurotiomycetes, Eurotiales, Aspergillaceae. Gene Ontology annotation, biological process: cytoplasmic translation. The record is from RefSeq and is a predicted model, not a curated record. Gene Ontology annotation, cellular component: ribosome; cytosolic large ribosomal subunit. Bases 1 to 204 code for a protein of 67 amino acids. The transcript has 2 exons.
AUGGCUUGCAAAUAUGCACCGACGAUAGCCCAACAACCUGUGCUGACUUGGCUUUGUCCGAACAGUAUCAAGAAGCCCAAGACCAACCGUUACCCUUCCCUCAAGGGUGUUGACCCCAAGUUCCGCCGCAACCACCGUCACGCCCUCCACGGUACCGCCAAGGCCCUGAAGGAGCGCAAGGAGGGCAAGCGUGAGGUCGCAUAA